This is a messenger RNA of Seminavis robusta, 1332 nucleotides long. NCBI's taxonomy places the organism in Eukaryota, Bacillariophyta, Bacillariophyceae, Naviculales, Naviculaceae. The record is from the annotation of a GenBank genome assembly.
AUGAGCAAACUUCGAAUUCAAUGUCUGUUCCUGGCCCUGAUGCUUGAAUGGGCGGUGGCAUCUGUGACGGCAACAUCAGCAUUGGCGCGGGAUGCUUCUUGCCCGUCUCUCCCGAUCGAAGAACAAGCAAAAAAUGUUUCUGUCAAUGCAACAGAGUGUGUCGAUGAUCACGUUGACUGUGAAUGGUGGGCAUCUGAAGGAGAAUGUGACGAUAACGCCAACUACAUGUGGCAAUUCUGCCGUAAGAGUUGCGACACCUGCAAGGGAUUCAAGGAGCUGAAACUGGAUAUGGGAGUGAAGCAGACGAUUUCUGGAAGAUCAAUCGACCCAGAGCAUGAGGAAGAGCUGAAAGAAUUGCUGGAGGACACCAAGGAGUACAUGGAAAAUGUAGUGUUCAAAGAUCCAAAGUACCUCAAUGUGAGACGUCAUUGCCGAAACCUGGAUGGGGAUUGCACCUACUUGGCACACCAGGGAGAGUGCGAAGAAUCACCGGAUUACAUGAAUGAGUUCUGCCCUCUGGCUUGCAAAAGCUGCAUGGAAUUGGAUGAGAACUACCGAUGUCACUACACCCACGAUGACAAUGAUGCAACGGCUGCGUGGGGACCGGGAGACCUGAACAAGAUGUUUGAACGGAUCGUAACCGACCCCUUGUAUCUACGCUAUCAGCCACGAAUCCUUUCCCGGCCUACAGUACCCAUGGACGACAAGACCGAAAUCUUGCAAGGUCCUUGGGUUGUCGUUUUGGACAACUUUCUGUCAGACGAGGAAAGCGACACUCUGAUCGAAGUUGGAAUGGACAUUGGCUACAAACGAUCUGCCGAUGUGGGUAGAAAAAGGUUUGACGGAACCUACGAAGCUGAAGUCAACGAAGACCGAACGAGUAAGAACUCAUGGUGCGGAGGCUUCUGCUUGGAGGAUUCCAAUACACAGCGAAUUCUCCAAAGAAUCGAAAACGUCACCGGGAUACCCAGUGACAACGGUGAGAUGUUGCAAUUGCUGAAGUACGAGAAGGGCCAGUUCUAUAGAACCCACCACGAUCUUAUUGCCCACCAACGAGACCGCCCUUGCGGUGUACGCAUCUUGACGUUUUUUCUCUAUUUGAAUGACGUGGAAUUGGGUGGGGGAACCAACUUCCCCGAACUUGGUUUGACAGUGCAGCCAAAGAAGGGCAGAGCUCUGAUUUGGCCAAGCGUGCUAGAUGAAGAUCCCAACGAAAGAGACGAUCGAACCGAUCAUCAGGCUUUGCCAGUUAAAGCUGGAGUAAAGUACGGGGCCAAUGCAUGGAUUCACCAACGCAACUUUGUGGAGCCAUUUGAGCGGCGCUGUGUCUAG